AGCUGCUGCUGAGGCGAGCGCACGCGGCGGAGUGUUGAGGGCCGAAGGAGCCAUGAAGCCCGGCGGUGGCGGCGAAGGCAGCAGCCAGCAACCUCUGUUCAGUGCUGGAGCCCUUGAGGAGCAAGAUGGAGCAAGUGAUGAUCUGACAGAUAGUGAAGAAAGCAUUUUCUCUGGGCUGGAGGAUUCUGGAAGUGACAGCGUCACAGAAGAGGAGGAGGAAGACGACUAUGACAGCGGAGCUGAGGAGAAAUCAGAAGGCAUGCUGGGAGCUGGGAGGACUGCUGAGAAGGAAUUUCAGUCGUGCGGAAAGAAGGAGGGUACAGCAGCAGACCAGCAGGGACCACCUUUGGGGAACGAGUAUGAUGAAGACAGCUCUGACGAAGAGGAUAUCCGCAACACAGUGGGCAACAUUCCCAUGGAGUGGUAUCAGGACUUCCCACACAUUGGCUACAAUUUGGAUGGCAAAAAGAUCUUCAAGCCCAUUCGCAACAAGGACGAGCUCGACAAGUUCUUGGAGAAAAUGGAAAACCCCGACUACUGGCGGACCGUCCAGGACAAAAUGACUGGGGUGGACGUGAAGCUGACGGAUGAACAAGUGGAGCUGGUGAACCGUCUCCAGAAGGGCCAGUUCGGAGAUGUGAACUUCAAUCCCUAUGAGCCCGCUGUGGACUUCUUCAGCAGUCAAGUGAUGAUCCACCCGGUGACCAACCGCCCAGCCGACAAGCGUAGCUUCAUUCCAUCCCUCAUUGAGAAGGAGAAGGUCUCCAGGCUGGUCCAUGCCAUCAAGAUGGGUUGGAUCAAGCCACGCAAGCCUAAAGAGGAGACGCCUAGCUUCUACGACCUGUGGGCUCAAGAAGAUCCCACCUCUAUCCUGGGGCGGCACAAGAUGCACGUGCCUGCCCCCAAGCUGCCUCUGCCGGGCCACGAGCAGUCCUACAACCCACCCCCAGAGUACCUUCCAACAGAGGAAGAGAAACUGGCCUGGGAACAGCAAGAACCGCCUGAGCGCAAACUGAAUUUCCUGCCCCAGCGCUACGAUUGCCUGCGCCGGGUUCCUGCCUACCCCCGAUUCAUCCAUGAGCGAUUUGAGCGCUGCCUCGACCUCUACUUGUGCCCACGCCAGAGGAAGAUGCGGGUCAACGUGGAUCCUGAGGAUUUGAUCCCCAGACUCCCCAAGCCGCAGGACCUCCAGCCUUUCCCCACCGUGCAGUCCUUGGUCUAUCGUGGCCACACGGGCCCCGUGCGCUGCCUCAGUGUCUCCCCCAGUGGACAGUGGCUGGUGUCGGGUUCCGAUGAUGGCGCAGUGAAGUUCUGGGAGGUCUGCACAGGCCGAUGCCUGAAGACGCUCCCCGUGCAGGGCGUGGUGAAGAGUGUCGCGUGGAACCCCAGCCCCACCCUUUGCCUCGUGGCCGUUGCUGUGGAGCAGUCGGUGCUUCUGGUGAACCCUGGCCUUGGGGACAAGCUGCUCUGUGGGGCCACAGACCAGUUGCUCGAUGCCUUUGUGCCCCCAGAGGAACAGCGACCCCAGCCUGUCACCUGGGAGGAGGCAGCAGGAGAGGAACACAGCCAGGGUGUGCGGCUCCUUGUCAGGCAUGAGAAGCCUCUGAAGCAGGUGACGUGGCACCGGAAAGGGGACUACUUUGCCAGUGUGGUCUUGGACAACAGCCACUUGCAGGUGCUGAUCCACCAGGCAAGCAAGCGCUGGAGCCAGGCGCCCUUCCGCAAGAGCAAGGGGCAGGUGCAGCAGGUCCUCUUCCACCCGCUGCGGCCUUUCUUCUUUGUGGCCACCCAGCGCUUCGUGCGGGUCUACAACCUCCUCAAGCAGGAGCUCACGAAGAAGCUGCUCACCAACUGCAAGUGGGUGUCCAGCAUGGCUGUCCACCCUGGAGGCGACAACCUGAUCUGCGGCAGCUACGACAGCAAACUGGCCUGGUUUGAUCUAGACCUGUCCACGAAGCCCUAUCGCGUGCUGAGGCACCACAAGGCAGCGUUGAGAGCUGUGGCCUUCCACCCCCACUACCCGCUCUUUGCCUCCGGUUCGGAUGAUGGCAGCGUCAUCGUUUGCCACGGCAUGGUCUACAACGAUCUGCUCCAGAACCCCCUCAUCGUGCCCGUGAAGGUGCUGAAGGGCCAUGCCCGGACUCACAACUUGGGCGUCCUUGACGUGGCUUUCCACCCCAGCCAGCCCUGGCUCUUCUCUGCCGGCGCAGAUGCCACCAUCCGCCUCUUCACGUAGCUGACGGACUGCCUCCGGAAGGAAAUCUUCUGCUUUAGGCAGGAGCCGUGGGGACUUUGCCUUGUGACGUAGGAGUUCCUUCCCUGCUGGCCAAAGGUCCGUGCGGCCCGUUCCUGGAAGGAAACUGAACUUGGAGACCUUUUUAGAAUAAACUGCCCGGC
Molecule: messenger RNA, 2397 nt
Organism: Eublepharis macularius
Lineage: Eukaryota; Metazoa; Chordata; Lepidosauria; Squamata; Eublepharidae
Gene: BOP1
Product: BOP1 ribosomal biogenesis factor
Exons: 16
Coding region: 53-2236 (727 amino acids)
Biological process (GO): maturation of LSU-rRNA from tricistronic rRNA transcript (SSU-rRNA, 5.8S rRNA, LSU-rRNA); ribosome biogenesis
Cellular component (GO): PeBoW complex; preribosome, large subunit precursor
Molecular function (GO): protein binding; ribonucleoprotein complex binding
Source: RefSeq, a predicted model, not a curated record